Molecule: messenger RNA, 489 nt
Organism: Hydra vulgaris (swiftwater hydra)
Lineage: Eukaryota; Metazoa; Cnidaria; Hydrozoa; Anthoathecata; Hydridae
Product: ATP-dependent DNA helicase PIF1-like
Biological process (GO): DNA replication
Cellular component (GO): replication fork
Source: RefSeq, a predicted model, not a curated record
AUGCCUGUUCAUUGCCUAAAGUUGAAAAUUGGUGCUGUUAUAAUGCUACUUAGAAAUUUAAAUCUCAAAGGUGGACUUUGUAAUGGAACACGUUUGAUGGUGCGUGCACUACACAACAAUUACAUUGAUGGUGAGGUUCUAACAGGUGUAUCAGCUGGUAACAGGGUAUUUGUUCCUCGAGUUCAAUUAGCUCCAUCAGAUUCAAAUUUACCUUUUACACUUAAACGUCGUCAAUUUCCAGUUAGGUUAGCAUACUCAAUGACCAUAAAUAAAAGUCAAGGUCAAACAUUUGAUAAAGUUGGUGUUUAUCUCAAAAAGCCUUGCUUUUUACACGGCCAAUUAUAUGUUGCAUGUUCAAGAACAAAAUCUUUUAAUAGUUUGUUUUUUAAAGUUGAUAAACAUGCAUUACAAGGUAUGUCAUUUAACAAAUAUUACACAAAUAAUGUUGUGUUUACAAAUGUUCUUAAUUUAUAAUUUUGACAAGUUUGU